This is a messenger RNA of Durusdinium trenchii, 2545 nucleotides long. The record is from the annotation of a GenBank genome assembly. Lineage: Eukaryota; Dinophyceae; Suessiales; Symbiodiniaceae.
GCUCCUACUUCAUCAGGAGCUGCGGGGUGAUCAAGAUCCUCAGGUGCAGAAAGAGCUGGAAGCCUUGUCCAAGCGGCUGACUGAGACGGAACAGGCUUCAGAGCAGCUCAGCAUCACCUUAGAUACCUUCUGGGAGGAGGUGGCUGCCAUCAGCGACUUGUCGCAGGAGAUGCAAAGUUUGGGCCUCCGCAUCGGUGACCUCCCCGAUGCAUCGAGCCUGAAGAGCCUCUUCGGCGAAUGGGCGUGGAAUCUGAACUGCCCGGUGCAGCUGCUCUUCGGAUCUCCGCUGCAAUGUGCGGGUCAGUUCUUAGUGGAUGUGCUGAAGGCCAGAGGGGGGCGGAUCAGGGCGGAUCGCCGGAGGCGAGUGGAGUCCGAAGAGCGCGGAGCGGGUUUCUCAGACGACAGCCCGCUGACCGCUGCGUGUUCGGGAUCGGCGAUGCAGUGGAUCUCUUCGAAGCCUCUAAAGCUCAUGGGUGGCAGCUUGCUGUUGAAACUGGUGGUGCCCAUCAUCGCCCACCUCGCAGGGAAUGUGGACCCCAAUGAGAACGCCAUCUCCCACGCCUUUGGGCAGUCGUCGCUGUGCGUGGCGAUGGACUUUCCUGGCUGGUACGAAGCGGCGCUGGUGGUUUUCCUCGUCGCAGGCCUCAUGGAUGAGUACGCGCUCUUUGCCGUUUGGUGGCACUUCAAAGAGGAGUGGAAGGCUUCACGUGGAAAAGUGCUGGGCCUGCACGUUCUCAUGGUAUUUUUGGCCCUUUGCUUUGGAUGUUUCUUCAUGGUCUCCUUCUGGAACCCGGCGGCAUCCCACGAUUCAAACACUGUGGUAGCACAUACCAUUCCCUACCUGGGCCUGCAGUUGGGCUACUUUACCUUAGCGCUCUUCGUAUGCUUGGCGCUCCCCAUCGAAGCUUCGACAUGCCAGAAGGUCUCGCUCUACGUGAGCUUGUUUUUGUAUUUGCUGCUGCAGGUGGCCAACCUCGUGGUGAUACUCUGGACCUUCGCGGAGCUCUCGGAGCAGGCGAAGAGCACCUUGAUGAAUUUCCUCUUCGGCUGCGGCUUCGCCACCUCGGCAGGGCGCUGCACCCGAGGCCUUUACUGUUCAUUGAUGGAGUGCGAAGGAAGAACGCUAUUGAUUCUGGACACUGAAGGCCUAAUGAGUUUGGAGGCGGAGGGGGGCGGCAUUUUCGACGCUCAGCUGGCAUUGAUGGCCAUGGUGAUCAUCAACCACAAAGGUGAGCUCUCACGACAACUUCAAGAUCUGCUGGAGGUGUGCCUCUUUGCGAUGCAGCACCUCAAGGUGUGCCGGAUCCAGCCCAAGUUACUCUUCGUGCUCCGUGAUCAGCAUGACAGGUCCCAGGCGGUGCACGGCGACGCGCUGCGGCUCAUGCGAAAGCAUCUGGCGGAAGCCUCGUUGCAGCUCUCCCUGCGCUUGGACGAGUUGAUCUCAUUGGAUCCUGGAAGUGUCUUCCUCUUGCCCUCCGCCUUUGCCAGUGAUCUGGACCAUACCGGCCGGGAGGUGCGCUGGUCCACAGAGCUCUUUGCGCAGGAGGCGAUGCAACUCCGGAAGAAGAUCUUCAAGGAGGCGGAUCAACUGCAGAGCUGCGAAGCAGCGCCGGAGUUCUCCACCCUGCCUGACUGGUGCCUCCAUGCGAUGUCGGUCUGGCGUGUGCUGGACCGAUAUGGUCCCAAUUUGCUGCACUACAAGACCAUUCAGGAGAUCGAGCUGCAACGAGAGCUCGAGGAUGCUGCAAAGCAGAUCUCUGCUUCACUGGUGCGGGGCAAAGGCGGCUUAGCUGAGGAAUGCCAGGCCUUGUUGGCCAGCUACAAGGAGCGGCUAAGCCAAGGAGAGAGCGGGGAGAAGGUGGACGCCGAAUUCAGGUCCACUCUACAAGCCAUGCUUGAGACCUGUGACAAGCGUGCCAAAGCGGAGCUUGAGAGAGUGUUCAAGGCCCGAAGAUCCAAGCUUCCAGAUGCGCAGAAGGACCGGCCGAAGUCGGCCUUUCGGUUGGGACAGUUGCUCUCGGUUCUUGGCUCUCAGCAGGAGGAGGCGAAGAAGAAGCUCGCCACACCCAUUGAGUACCAGGGAGAGCUCACCCGCUACACCUGGUCCUUGUGCUUAGCUGAUGCCGUGGAUCGGGACCAACUCCGAGCGCUCAAGGUCCACUUCAAAAAGACCAUCGAAGAGCUUUGGCAGGUGGAAUCCUCUCAAAGCCUCGCAGAGCAGCAGGCUCGAGAGCUCUUCACUCAAGAGUGGGAGUCCUUUGAAGAAGAAUGUCGAGGACGCUUUGCGCGGACCAGCAAGUCACAGAAGCAGUUGGCCGAAGAGGUCUGCAUGGUCUUCAACCACGUCUUGCGGCAGCAUCGACAUGGAGAUGAAGCCUUGCAUGUCCUGGAGCUGGUGCCAAGUACCGGGCUGCUCGGAAGUGAAACCUUCGUGUGGGAGAAGACCAUGAACUUCUUGGAGCUUCGCUCGUCGAGCAGGACGGCCAAUGAGACCGAGAUGAUACGGAACCAUGUUGCCCGAAGUCCCGGACUGCCCACCUGUUGA